AUAAAUAGGCGUGACAGAGGAAGACAGCACACAGAUUGUGGGCAGGGCCCCAACGAACGCUCUGUCCAAUCUGUCAUUUCCGCUGCCGGCGCUCCUCUGUUCGAACCCUUUCUUUUCUACCCUUCAUCUUCUCAGUUCUUUGCAUUCUAUUCCAUUUCCAGAGUCGAUAUGGCAGAAUCCUCACCAGACCGGUCGUCUCCCCCUCUUUCAUCCGAAAAUUUGCAGACAGAUGAAUCGCCUGCUCAUCACAAGGAGACUCAUGGAAGACGUGAUGAUAUUGACGAGAAUACCUCGUUGGAUGAAGUCGCCAAACGUGUUUGAGAGAGUAAAAGAGGAGAUUGAGGCUCUGGUUGAAACGAUUCACCCGAAGAAAGAGUCACAAAUGGAUGAAGCUUCAGCAACGGAUUCCAUCGAAGAGAAAACAGAGUUCCUAUUAGAUAGCACAGCGAAAGCAGCAAAAGUGAUAGAAAGAGCAAAGGACGAGAUUGAGAAGAUAUGGCACAUUAAGAAGUCAAAAGAAACCCAUGGCCAUCGUGAUGAUAUAGGAGAAGAUACUCCAAUAGAUGAAGUCAAAGCUCCAAAUUUAUUUGAGCGGGCAGCAGAAGAAUAUCAGGCCCUUAUCCAAACGAUUCACUCUAAGAAUGAAAUUACCAAUGCUGCAUCUAUUCUGAAGGAAGCAAUGCCUCUCCCAGAAAUGAGUUCAAAUGAGAAAAUGCCAAUCAAUGAAGUGAAAGGGCCAAAUAUUUUUGAGAGAGCAGAAGAUGAAAUGGAGGCACUUGUUCAAGGCAUCCAUGAUAAGAAGGAAACUGAUUCGCCAGGAAAAGAAGGAUUUCUGUCAAAACUGGGAAAUUGUUUGGAAAUAAUAUGCUCUCCUUCAAAAAAGAAAGAUGAUUAAACCCCAAAGCAAGAAUUUGACAAUCAAGAAUGAUGGUUUGUUUUCUAAUAUUUUUCAUCUGUGUAUUGUUCGAUUACUACACGAAUGUUUGUAAGUCAUCCACUUGUAUUUCUGCAUUAUUGUAUUACAGGAGCUUUGUACAUUUCCAUUUUGGGAACGAAUGUAUAUCCUUUAUAACUUUGUAAUCUGGAGUUUGUAAGUUGUAAUAAAAAAAAAUGUUGGCAGUGGGUUUGAAUGUUUAAA
Messenger RNA from Cucurbita moschata (crookneck pumpkin), 1138 nucleotides. RefSeq lists its product as uncharacterized. Lineage: Eukaryota; Viridiplantae; Streptophyta; Magnoliopsida; Cucurbitales; Cucurbitaceae. The record is from RefSeq and is a predicted model, not a curated record. The coding region runs from base 230 to 895 and encodes 221 amino acids. The transcript has 6 exons.